GUCUACUUUUGAUGGGCAACCAUCACAUUUGGGGAAAGAGCUCUUCUAGAAGACGGUGUCAAGCUCCUUGAUCGCUACUGAUGUUCCAAAAAAACAUGGAUUCCUAUUCAGGAGGUCGGGUGCGGCUGGUCCUGGUGAUGGCCGCGCUGCCGCUCUUCACAAGCAACGAGGCCUGCCCCAGCGCCUGCCGCUGCUCAGCCCAAGGCAACGUGGGGUGCUCCGGCAACAGCAUCACCGACACGCCCAAACAACUUCCCCUUCAGACGUACACGCUGCAGCUCCACGCCACCAGCAUGAACGUCAUCCACGAGCACAGCCUGGAGAACAUGGACCUGCUGACGCGUUUCAGUCUCAUGCUCAGCCGCCUCCGUACCAUCCACCCGCGGGCUUUCAACGCCGUUCCAAAGCUCAAGUCCGUCCAGCUGUCGGCCAACAAUCUGGCCUCGCUUCCCGCCAGAGUCUUCAGCCCCCUGACGACUCUGGAGCAGCUUCAUUUGAACCGGAACCAACUGGCGACAAUCACCGUGGACAUGUUUGAAGGACUCGUUGCUUUGGACAAUUUGGACUUGAGCCACAACAAAUUGUCCAGUCUGGCUCCAGGAGCUUUCAGUGGACUGGUGAACCUCACCACGCUGAAGCUUGGCAAUAACUUCCUACAGAGACUUCCGCCUGAUAGCUUCAGCUCCUUGACUAAACUUAAGGAGCUCAUCAUGUGUUACAACAAAUUAGAGAGGCUGGAACCCGGGAUCUUUGACGGACUAGUGAACCUUGAGUAUCUGCAGAUGCAUUACAACCAGAUCGCCAGCAUCCCUCAGAGGGUCUUCUGGUCACUAAGAAGCUUGAAGAACCUCACUCUGUCCACCAAUCAACUGCAGUCCGUCCCUGAGAGAAGCUUCUACCACAUGCCCAACCUGUCCAAGCUGACCCUGUACAACAACCCGCUCUUGGCUCUACCAGACCAGCUCAUGGGACAUAUGCCCAGAAUCCAGGAGUUCUACCUGUUCUACACAAACCUCACCACGGUUCCGGGGAAUCUCUUUGCCAACAUGUCUGGCUUGCACUACCUCAACCUCCAUUUGAACGAAAGGCUGCGAGAGUUGCCGGCGGAUCUGUUUUGCUGCAUCCCGGAGCUUCAGAAGCUCUCGCUGAAAUCCAACAACCUCCAGGAGCUUCAUCCAUAUCUUUUCUCCAGGCUAACCACGCUGAACAUCUUAGUCCUGAAUGAAAACAAACUCAAAGAGCUACCAAGAAACAUCUUUCAGGAGCUAGGACUUCUUACCACGCUGGACUUGAAGAACAAUGAGCUCAAUCAUCUCCCGGAAGACAUUUUCCAGUCCAACCCGUUCCUAAAGGUUCAUCUGAGCAACAAUCCGUGGAACUGCUCCUGUCCGAUCAGAGGCUUUGCAAGAUGGGUGAGUCGGAACAAGGAAGCCGUUGUUGACAACGCUGAUACGAUAUGUCAGAGUCCGCCGUACCAAGCACUCCGUACCCUGGACUCUUUGCGGGACGAGGAGUGGAACGUCUGCGACGUUACCACAGUCACUCCGAGCCACGUUCCCACGCCCACUCCACAGUCGUCUACGACGGAUCCAACAACCGCCCGACCAGUCGCCAUCCAAACGUCUCAAACCACGGAAUCAGCUUCAACGCUCCGACCAGUCGCCAUCCCGACAACGUCUCAAACCACGGAAUCAGCUUCAUGGCUCCAACCUCCACCUCCAACUGGCGUCCCACCAGAAGAGGUUCCCACGCCCACUCCACAGUCGUCUACGACGGAUCCAACAACCGCCCGACCAGUCGCCAUCCAAACAACGUCUCAAGCCACGGAAUCAGCUUCAUGGCUCCAACCUCCACCUCCAACUGGCGUCCCACCAGAAGAGGUUCCCUCCAGCCACGACGCUUCAUCGCCGUUUUACGACAAAGUGGUACUGGCAGAGCCGUCUGAGUUCGUUCACCACAACCACCACAACGGUUGGGUCUACGUGUGGUUUCUGCCCUCCAACGCCGUCUUGGCCGGGUUCCUGGCCUUUGGUCACGUGCUUCUCGUGGCCGCGGGUCUGUUCCUCGUCCUUUCUGCCAUGUACGCCAUUCAUCGCCUCAACGGGCGCGUGGAAGAGCUCCGGGUGGAGCUGGCACCAACUGAAGGGGAAAUCAUGGCGCUCCCAUUCAUCUUCCCUGCGCUCCUGCUGCUCUGUUCCCUCAGUGUUGCUGUGUGGUCAUGUCCCGAUGGAUGCCAAUGUAAAGAAGACCAAAUCUUAUGUGUUGGAAUCUCACGUGUUCCUCAAACACCGACGUCCACCACGGCCUUCUACUUGUCCAACUGCAGCAUCUCCUCCCUGACGCCAGAUGACUUCACUUCUCUGACCAACGCGUUAAGCGUUUGGGUUAAAGACUGUGUUUUGAGGGAGGUUCACCCUGGAACGUUUGAUUCCACUCUGAACCUCAAGGCCUUAGUGCUUACUGGAACAGAAUUGCAAGAUCUGCACGAGGACCUGUUCCGGAAUCUUCAGCAGCUUGAGACUCUGAACGUGAAUACCAACAAGCUCCUUGUACUUCAUCCAAAAUGGUUCUCCCCAAUCAAAAGACUGACUGCCCUUGAUCUGAGUCGGAACCAGUUGACCUCCAUACCUGAGGAAACCUUUCACCCUCUGACUGAGCUGGUGUACCUUUUGCUAGCAGGUAACAGUAUCGGUCAGUUACCAAGAGGGACCUUCAAAGGUCUUUCAAAGCUCAAGUACCUUCGGCUAAACAGAAAUGUACUACAGCAAGUCCCCAGCGGGUGUUUUGAUGACCUCAAAAACCUGGAGGAACUAUCCUUACACGACAACCGCAUCACUCAUCUCCAACACGACCUGUUCUCCAAGACGCCCAACCUCCAAAAGCUGUUCCUUUCCAACAACCAACUGAGAACUCUUCCUCAAGGACUCUUCCUGCACCUCCCCCUCCUGGCCCAGAUCUCCUUGUAUGAGAACCGGUUGGAGAGCUUGUCUUCUGGGGUGUUUGGUCCCAUGGCCCUGCAGGAGUUGUGGCUUUACGACAACAAGCUGAGUCGAGUCGAGGACGACACCUUCAGAAACCUGACGCGGUUACAACUCCUGGUGCUCAGCCGCAACCGGAUCGGCCACGUAUCCGCCGAUGCCUUUCGAGGGUUGGAACAGAUCGGUGAAAUAUCCCUGCACACCAACCUGCUCAGGAACGUACAAGCUGGGACAUUCCGAGGUCUUCCCAAGCUGAGAAACAUCUCCUUGGAGCACAAUUUCAUCACUCAACUGCCUGUUGGGUUUCUCCAAGGUCUGAGCCACCUGGGGCAGAUAGACCUGAAUAACAACUCUCUUCCCAACCUGCCGCAGGAAACGCUGGACGCCAUCUCUGUGGCAGAGGAGAUACUGCUUCAUCGGAACCCUUGGAGGUGUGACGAGGACAUUGUGCCUCUGAGGAACUGGCUGAGAAAGCACCCAACCAAGACCAACCAAAGCCAAGUGAUAUGCGACACGCCCUUGGGCCUAAGCGGGGAGGUCAUUGCCAUGCUGACGGAGGAGGACUUGAACCUGAAGAGUUCCACGCAGCAAACGCUACUCACCUCAGAGGACUUGCCUGCCGUCAAGACCACGUCUUCCACAGAGUCAGAAGCGGUCACAAGAAGCGGACACGGGGAAGAGGGGCAAAUCUCCGGCCGUACUUCCAUCAUCCUCAUCGCCAUCGCAGUCGUCGCCACGGCCGUCAUCAGCGCCGCUGUCAUUGGUUGUCUAUGCUGGAGAAGGAAGAGAAAAGGAAGAGGAGAUAUUGGACAUCGGGGCAGGAGCUCUGUGCUCCCCGCUGCAGCCCAGUGCCGCCAUUGGCUGCAAAAGACGCCUAGAUUAGAAUUAUCUCCGCUCGCAGAAGCUUGUUUGGCCACGCCCAGCCGGGUCGCUGCAGGGCAACAACGAUAUCGACAACAACUCACCACGCUUGUGUCUCUUUGCAUUUCCUCUCUGCUGCUUCCUGCCACGGGAAAUAAUCAGUGCUUGGCCAUGCAGAGUCCAGACCUGAUUGUGUUUCUCCUGCUGGUGCUCUUUAAUUCCUUCCUGACCGGGAAUCAACCAUGUGAAAAGGAGACCGACUGUCCCUCAGGAAACCAAGUGGUCUUAGGUUCCAAUGUGACAGAAAUCCCUCGUACGCUAAGACCGGGCGUGACUGAAGUUUUCUUCCUGAACAGCCAGAUCAAGAUGAUCCCCAAAGCAGCCUUUGCGGAAAACCCCCACCUGGAAAAGGUGGAGUUCCUGAACACCAACAUAACCGUUAUCGAGCCGGGAGCUUUUGAAGGUCUGAUCAACGCCAGGUACAUUGAAGUCUCCGGCACGCUGCUGGAGUCUAUCCCAGUGGGAGUCUUCACAGGGGUGGACAAUCUGGAGAAAAUCAUCCUAAAGUCCAACAAGCUCCGUCAUGUUCCCAAAGGUUUGUUUGAUGGCCUUCAGAAGCUCCGGGAGCUCCAGUUGCACAUCAACGAGAUCCAGUCCAUCCAAGACGGGACGUUUGAUGACCUGGAGAACCUCACAACGCUUCAUCUGGCCAAAAACAACCUCUCCACCGUGUCCACCAGCUGGUUCUCCAAGCUGACCAAACUGCAAACGCUUCGGCUUUAUGAAAAUCAGCUGACCGCCAUUCCUGAGGAUAUUUUCCAUCAUUUGCCAAAUUUAAAGGAAAUUUCUGUGCAGGGCAACAAAAUAAGCGACUUGUCCCCCAAUCAGUUUCCCCAUAAAGACAAAGUCACAAAGCUUCUUUUGGACGACAACCGACUGACGAAAUUACCAGGAGGAUUCUUUGUAGGCUUCCCAAAUCUUAAAACGCUGACGCUGCAGAAGAACCGACUGGCCGGUCUUCCAGCUGUGCUUUUCGGAGAAAUGAAAACCACAGAUUUGAGUCUGAGUCAAAAUCACCUGAGUCAUCUCCCAAAGGCGAUAUUCAGUCCGCUGAAGAAACUGAAGAGGCUGGAUCUGUCAAGGAACCACUUCGCCGCUUUGUCGGCCGACUACUUUGAAGGAUUGGACAAAGUCGCCGUUUUGAAUCUGCGUAACAACUCCAUCGCGUCGCUGGGAUUGGACGUUUUUGAGAAGCUUCCAUCUCUUAGUACGCUUGAUCUCUCCGGCAACAACCUCCAAACGCUGCCUGAGGAUAUUUUCGAACCUGUACCGAAACUCACCAAGGUUUACCUCCAUGGCAAUCCCUGGAACUGCGACUGCAACCUUGUACCUCUCCACAUCUGGAUCAAGGCCAAUUCCCAGCUGGUUCCCAGUGUGGUUGCGUGUACGUAUCCGGAACACCUUAAAGGACAGGCGCUCGCAAACUUGACGCUGGAGGAACUGGUUUGCCGCGCAGAUCCCACCGCAACCGUUAGGGUGUUACCGACUUUGACGACACAACCGAUCCUCACGACACGACUUCCAUCGACAACCUCAGCGGAACCGACCACCGUCCUUGCGACCCCAACACCUUCGACGACGCAACCGAUCCUCACGACACGACUUCCAUCGACAACAGCAGAACCGACCACCGUCCUCGCGACCCCAACACCUUCGACGACACAACCGAUCCUCACGACACGACUUCCAUCGACAACCGCAGAACCGGAAUCAGCAGAACCGACCACCGUCCUCGCGACCCCAACAUCUGCAACGCCUUCGACGACACAACCGAUCCUCACGACACGACUUCCAUCGACAACCUCAGCGGAACCGACCACCGUCCUCGCGACCCCAACACCGACAACACCACAACCGAGCGCAACCCUUCCUGCUUCGAGUACAACAACUCAACCAACGCCAACGCAAGCAGCAACCACUCCCACCACCAUUUUAGCUACAGUUCCUCCGCCGACCACAACAGAAGCCACUUUACCAAUAACAACAACUUCACCGACUACUCCGCUACCAACAACUACGACGUCCGUUAGCACGUUGCCACAAACGACAAUCACCACAACCGCAACCACAACCUCACCCAGCACCGCUCUGACGACAAUAGCUAUCGCCACGACAACCACGACUCCAAAUACCCCAACAACCCCAACAAUUGGAGUCGUCGCCUGUCCCGUGGACUCGAGUCGCUCAUGGUCAACACGCAAGAACGACAAAGGAAGAACGUCAAGUCAUUGCAAAUCCCAAGCAACAGUGUACGGCGUCCUGCUGCUGGUGGAGCUGUCCUGCACGCUAGCGCUGAUCAAGGUCACCGUGUCUGUUGGCCGUUUGCUGCAGCGCCGGGAAAGGUCAAACAAGGUCAAACUCACAAGUUUCUCCCACAGGAAAGAAGUCAUCCUCAGGCCUGUUUGGGAGGCGGAGACCAAAAGACUUUAAGCGGCUUAAACUAGGGCUGUCCAAAACCCGGCCCCGGGGCUAUACCCUGCUCCUACUCAUUGGGAGGAGUGUCUGGUCAGGAUGGGGUGGCGUUCGGGGACGUGUAAGACCGGGAAGACCCAGGAGACUGAUCUGGUCAGGAUGGGGUGGCGUUCAGGGACGUGUAAGACCGGGAAGACCCAGGAGACUGAUCUGGUCAGGAUGGGGUGGCGUUCAGGGACGUGUAAGACCGGGAAGACCCAGGAGACUGAUCUGGUCAGGAUGGGGUGGCGUUCAGGGACGUGUAAGACCGGGAAGACCCAGGAGACUGAUCUGGUCAGGAUGGGGUGGCGUUCAGGGACGUGUAAGACCGGGAAGACCCAGGAGACUGAUCUGGUCAGGAUGGGGUGGCGUUCAGGGACGUGUAAGACCGGGAAGACCCAGGAGACUGAUCUGGUCAGGAUGGGGUGGCGUUCAGGGACGUGUAAGACCGGGAAGACCCAGGAGACUGAUCUGGUCAGGAUGGGGUGGCGUUCAGGGACGUGUAAGACCGGGAAGACCCAGGAGACUGAUCUGGUCAGGAUGGGGUGGCGUUCAGGGACGUGUAAGACCGGGAAGACCCAGGAGACGUUGGAGAAAGUGGUUAGGAGUAACUGACUGGAAAAGCAUUGAUAAGCUUUGUGUAUAGUGUGAUCUGAUAUAAUAUAUAUAUAAUAUAUAUAAAAUAUAUAUAAUCUGAUAUAAUAUGACUUCCAUUUAUCUAUGGAGUAGCUGAAUGAAAUAAAUGUUUUGGGAUGCACUGCUUAGUUUCUCUCAGCAGGGGGAGCCAAACACUCACAACACUUUGGGUUUCACCUCCAACUGGAAACCAAAUGUUUGCAUUUUAAUUUGAAUGAAUAAUCUUUUAUGUUUUAUACCAA
Doryrhamphus excisus (bluestripe pipefish) is the source of this 7228-nucleotide messenger RNA. NCBI's taxonomy places the organism in Eukaryota, Metazoa, Chordata, Actinopteri, Syngnathiformes, Syngnathidae. The record is from RefSeq and is a predicted model, not a curated record.